This is a messenger RNA of Penicillium soppii, 933 nucleotides long. RefSeq names its product Glucose/ribitol dehydrogenase. The transcript has a single exon. The coding region runs from base 1 to 933 and encodes 310 amino acids. The record is from RefSeq and is a predicted model, not a curated record. Gene Ontology annotation, molecular function: oxidoreductase activity, acting on the CH-OH group of donors, NAD or NADP as acceptor. NCBI's taxonomy places the organism in Eukaryota, Fungi, Ascomycota, Eurotiomycetes, Eurotiales, Aspergillaceae.
AUGUUGACCCAAGACGCCAAAAUGAAAGCAGCCGCCGACGAGCGAGCCUUAUUGACUGCCCGAGUCAUCCCAAAGAUGACAUUAUCCACAGGCUCCAAUCCUCUCACCCGCCCUCUAGCUCCUGUAGCCACGACAUCUGCGCGCGAGCGAGCAGAAGCCCGAUUCCAAGUCCACGGAAAAGCCGUAGUGACAGGCGGGGCAGGAGGACUCGGGUUAAUCUCCGCGCAGGCUUUGCUCGAACACGGACUGUCCGCGCUAUGUAUCAUGGAUCUACCGGGGACUCUGGAGACGUCGCACAAGCAGAUCGAAGAUCUUAAAGAUAUGUUCCCUUCUGUGGUGAUAACCGGUAUUCCGUUGGAUGUUACGUCCACAGAAUCGAUCCAAGCUGCAUUCGAGCAUGCAGACAACACUAUGGGAGGAAUUGAUGUCCUCUGUUGCUUUGUUGGGAUCACGGGAACCCAGCCAUCACUCUCGGUCACGCCGGAUCAAUUCAACAGAGUGAUGGACGUCAAUCUCAAUGGGUCGUUUUUCUGCGCCCAAGCAGCGGCAAAGAUCAUGGAAUCAUCCGGGAAAGGCGGCUGCAUUGUAUUCACUGCGUCUAUAUCGGCACACUUGAUCAACUUCCCACAACCACAGGCUGCCUACAAUGCCAGUAAGGCUGGUGUCAUACAUAUGACACGUAGUCUGGCUGCUGAGUGGGCUGUGCAUGGGAUUCGAGUGAAUAGUAUCAGUCCGGGGUAUAUGGAUACUAUCCUGAAUGCUGGAGAUAAUUUGGCGGAUCUUAGAAAAAUUUGGAAUUCUCGCUGUCCUAUGGGCCGUAUGGGAGAUCCCGAAGAGCUCACUGGGGCUGUUGUUUUGCUGUGUAGCCAGCGUGCUGGUCGGUAUAUUACUGGCGCUGAUAUUCUUGUUGAUGGUGGUACUUUGACAUUAUAA